GUUUCCGAUGUUUGGUGGAUGUGGUGCCGGUGAAGAACGAGGAAGGAGUUGUCAUCAUGUUCAUCCUCAACUUCGAGGACCUGGCCCAGGUCAUGGCCAAGAGGGGCAGCAGGAACCUGCACCGCCGCCUGUCCCAGAGCUGGCGUGGAGAGGCUUCCCACGUCAAACUCAACCCUCCAAACUCCACCUCGGACUCGGACCUGAUGAAGUACAGGACCAUCAGCCAGAUCCCCCAGUUCACCCUCAACUUUGUGGAAUUCAACCUGGAGAAGCACCGCUCGGGCUCCACCACGGAAAUCGAGAUCAUUGCACCCCACAAAGUGAUGGAACGCACCCAAAACGUCACCGAGAAGGUGACACAGGUGCUGUCCCUGGGUGCUGAUGUCCUUCCUGAGUACAAACUGCAGGCCCCACGCAUCCACCGAUGGACCAUCCUGCACUACAGUCCCUUCAAGGCUGUGUGGGACUGGCUCAUCCUCCUGCUUGUCAUCUACACAGCUGUCUUCACCCCUUACUCAGCUGCUUUCCUGCUCAACGAGGAGCAGGUGGAGGAGAAACGCUGGGACUGCGGCUACUCCUGUGACCCACUCAACAUCAUCGACCUCAUCGUGGACAUCAUGUUCAUCGUGGACAUUGUUAUCAACUUCCGUACCACCUACGUCAACAUCAACGACGAGGUGGUGAGCCACCCUGGCAAGAUUGCCAUCCACUACUUCAAGGGCUGGUUCCUCAUUGACAUGGUUGCUGCCAUCCCCUUCGACCUGCUCAUCUUCCGUUCUGGCUCUGAUGAGACCACCACCCUCAUCGGCCUCUUGAAAACCGCCCGGCUCCUGCGCUUGGUCCGCGUGGCCCGAAAACUGGAUCGGUACUCAGAGUACGGAGCAGCCGUGCUCUUCCUCCUCAUGUGCACCUUCGCCCUCAUCGCCCACUGGUUGGCCUGCAUCUGGUAUGCCAUUGGCAACGUGGAGAGGCCCUACAUGGAACACAAAAUUGGCUGGCUGGAUAACCUGGGCGACCAGAUCGGCAAACGCUACAACGACAGCGACCUCUCCUCUGGCCCCUCCAUCAAGGAUAAAUAUGUCACUGCCCUCUACUUCACCUUCAGCAGCCUCACCAGUGUGGGCUUUGGCAAUGUCUCACCCAACACCAACUCUGAGAAGAUCUUCUCCAUCUGUGUCAUGCUCAUUGGCUCUCUGAUGUACGCCAGCAUCUUCGGGAACGUCUCUGCCAUCAUCCAGCGGCUGUACUCGGGCACGGCGCGGUACCACACGCAGAUGCUGCGGGUGAAGGAGUUCAUCCGCUUCCACCAGAUCCCCAACCCCCUGCGCCAGCGCCUGGAGGAAUAUUUCCAGCACGCCUGGUCCUACACCAACGGCAUCGACAUGAACGCUGUGCUGAAGGGUUUCCCUGACUGCCUGCAGGCAGACAUCUGCCUCCACCUCAACCGCACGCUGCUCCAGAACUGCAAAGCUUUCCGAGGAGCCAGCAAAGGCUGCCUGAGAGCCCUGGCCAUGAAGUUCAAGACAACCCAUGCACCACCCGGGGACACCCUGGUGCACUAUGGAGAUGUCCUCACCACCCUCUACUUCAUCUCCCGAGGCUCCAUCGAGAUUCUCCGGGAAGACAUUGUGGUGGCCAUCUUAGGGAAGAAUGACAUUUUUGGGGAGCCCAUCAGCCUCUACGCCCGCCCAGGGAAGUCCAAUGCUGACGUGAGGGCCCUGACCUACUGUGACUUGCACAAGAUCCAACGGGAAGACCUGCUGGAAGUCUUGGAUAUGUACCCAGCUUUCUCUGACAACUUCUGGAGCAACUUAGAGAUCACCUUCAACCUGCGAGAUGCAGACAGCGUUCCCCGCACACCCCUCAGUGAGGAGUAUGACUGUACCUACAGGAGGGCACGGCGGCACAAGCACACCCUGUGCCAACCCAACAAGCCUGAGCCAGACACGGGCAUCUCGGAUGCAGAGCAGUAUCACACCUACUCAGAGCUCACCAACCCACAGGACCCGCUGAGCAAGGACCAGUGGGACGACCUGGGCAGUGUCACCACUCCCUGCUCCCAGACCAGUGAUGAUGAGGCCAAGACUGGCAGCCCUACAAAAGCUGAGCCUUUCCCUACCUCCAAAAAGGAUGACUUGGCUCUACCCACGCUCAGCCUCGUCACCACUGCUGACACGGAGGUCGGAAAGCAGACAGCAGAGAGCAGCCAGUCCUACACAGCCACCCCCAUGGACAUCCCCAACAUGUUCACUUUCUGGGAGGACCGAAGGCCAAACCACCAGCUGGAACCUUUGCAACAAAUGUCCUUGGUGCACAGCUCAGAGGACAUCCCCCUGCAAAGUGACCACAGAGCAGGGCAGAUUGAAGCCAGGCUGGAGCUCCUCCAGGCUCAGCUCAGCAGGCUGGAGUCCAGGAUGUCGUCAGACAUGAAUAUAAUCCUCCAGCUCCUGCAGCGCCAGCUGUCCCAAGUGCCACCCGCCUACAGCCCCAUCUCACCCUCCUCCCACAACCUGGCCAUGUACGGAGUCCUCCCGAGGAGCCUGGAGCCGCUCACCCCCUGCUCACACCCAGAGGAGGAGGAGCCGACAACCCUGGAGGAGAGCCCGAGCUACACGGAGAAGGAAAAAUUCCCCUUGAAAUCCAAGGACUCCUUGUCAAGUGGGAUGCACCAGGCUGUGGCAUCUGAUGAAACUUUGCUGGUCCACUCCCAGCAGGAGCACCAUUCCCCACCUCUCCUGAACCCAGAACCUCCCCACCAAAGGGCAUCAAAUACCCAAGGACUUUUCCGGGGCUCUCGUGUCCCUUCCCUCCCUGAGCACUUGGAGGCACCUUUGGAGCACCAGGACAUUCAGAGACAUCUCUCUGACCCCCUGCUUCCUGGAAGUUAGAGCUGUGGGGGCUGCAAAAAAAAAAAAAAAGAAGUCAAGAGGAACCUCAACUGCAAGCUCAGGCAGUUGAUGUUGGUUUGGACUGCAAGGGUAAGAGAGAGGACAAUGCCACUGGCUCAGGGGUAUAAUUUGUAGCUGUCUUCUGCCACCAGGAAAGGAAGAGUGGAGUGGUUGGCUCCCAAAGUCAACGUUUUCCAGCAGUUCCCCUAGAGUAGGUUUCAUUUGCACCUUCUAGUGAACCCAGAGCAAUUCUUCCUUCUGGCCACCACCAAGCUGGCUAGGCCAAGCAGUACCCACCACCUCUUCCUUGCCAAGGCUUCCUCUCCAGGAUGGCACAAGCCACAGUGAGUGGAGGAGAACAAACCCGUGGCUUUUAGCUGUGAGGCCACUUUGCUGUCAGCUCUUUGGAGCUUUGUCUUGGUUCUGGGUUUAGCACAGCAGAGCCUGGGGGUAUUUCAGGAAGGGAAAUCACCACCAGAGGAGCAGGAGAUCUCCAGAGUGCAGCCCUGAGGGGAGCUGCAGGUGGGAAGCCUGACACAAGGACAGAAUUUAUCCUUGUCCUACUUGACUGCCACUGAGAAACAAAGGGCCAACAGCUCCUGCCACUACACUAUGCUUCAGCACGAGUCCUAGGGCACUGGCUUCUCCAGCAAGGCCAACUCAACCUUGCAAACCCCCCAGAAUCCAUCCCACAACUCCCCUGAAAAAAAAACCCACCUGGUCACCGGCCUGGGCAUAAAGCACAAAACUCAAAAGCACAAUCCCAGAAAGCUGAAACCCCCCCCAAACACCUCCCCUCCAGCCCUUCCUUCCAGCUUCUCUCUUUUGAUAAAAGGUUUGAUAGAUGCUUCCUCCUCCCCAGCCUCCAUCCCUUGUAGGAGAAGCCCACUUAGCACUGCUGCCUUCCUCUUCAGUUAGAUGCCCUGACAGCUGCUCCAGAAAUGUAUCCAGCUCCCUUCCAGAGUAGUUAAAACUGUGAGCAUCUCUUUUUCUCUGGAGUUUUAGUGUACACUUUGCUAAUAAAGAUGUUUUUGGCACCU
Molecule: messenger RNA, 3928 nt
Organism: Calypte anna (Anna's hummingbird)
Lineage: Eukaryota; Metazoa; Chordata; Aves; Apodiformes; Trochilidae
Gene: KCNH6
Product: potassium voltage-gated channel subfamily H member 6
Exons: 12
Coding region: 57-2888 (943 amino acids)
Biological process (GO): regulation of heart rate by cardiac conduction; regulation of ventricular cardiac muscle cell membrane repolarization; membrane repolarization during action potential
Cellular component (GO): membrane
Molecular function (GO): inward rectifier potassium channel activity
Source: RefSeq, a predicted model, not a curated record